AUGAAGAAGCUUCCAUCCAAGGUGCAUUGUUACAACAGCAACAACAAGGUUAGAAGGUUGAUUUAUAAAUGUUUCAGCAAGUGUGAUUCAGAGGAAGAGUUUGAAAGCACUUGGACUGAAAUGCUGAAUGAAGGGGACCUUCAUAGCCAUGAGUGGUUGAAAGAGCUCCACAAAAUAAGGCACAAGUGGUCCACAGCAUACAACAAGAUUUGUUUCAACCUUGGUAUUCUUUCAACACAGCGCAGUGAAUCCACUAACAAUGUGUGCCACGACAUUUCUAAGCCUACUAGCACCAUCACUGAGUGUUUUUUGGGAAUAGAGAAGGUGAUGAAGAUAUGGCGUCGGAAUGAAAAGGAUGAAGACUUCAAAUGUAGUCAGUCUGAUGUUGUCUCUUUAGUGAAGAGUAGUCCAAUUCUAAGGCAGGCCGUGUGUAUUUAUUCGCGUAAAUUGUAUUCUUUCUUUGAGGAGUUUUUACAAGGUGUUGGAGGAAUGUGCAUAGCUCAAGCCUCAACUGACUUAUCAACUUUUUUUGUCAAAACUGUUGAGAACAUUGAUCAGCCUCGCCACUGGGCAGUUAAUUUUGAUGAUGCAGAAGAUAGCAUCGAAUGCAGCUGUGGAAAAUUCAGUAUGAUGGGGAUACUAUGUUCUCACUGCUUGAGAGUGAUAAGGCGGCUUGAUAUAAUUAAUAUACCUCCGAAAUAUCUACUCAAGAGAUGGUCAGGUCGAGCAAGAAAGGACCUUUACUCUGACAGGCCGUUGUCAUCUAUGGUAGCUACCGGAUGCCCCUCAGAUGGCAUAGGAAGUAUGAUUUUCAGAAAUUAUUUUACUAGAUUUGCAUAUCAAAUUAGCAGUAGAGGGGAAGGGAAUACUGAAGCAGAACAGUACAUGAUUGAUGCAAUGUCUGAGAUUGCUGAGAAUGUGGAUCUAAUUUUAAAUGCUAGCAAGGACUCAAACUUAGAUACGAAUUCAAGCAUGCGAACUAAAAUAAAAGACCCUAUAAAGCGCAGACCCAAAGGAGUUUCAAAUGCAAGGUUGAAGAGUCAUUGGGAAAAAAGAAAGCCGAAGAGGAAAAAAGCUGAGGAACAACCUACACCUUCAACUCAUCAGCCUACACCAGUGGAACAUAGUAGUCAAGUUUCUUUUGCAAAUAUACCAGAAUACUACGCUUCAACUCAACAGCCUACACCAGCGGAACCUAGUAGCCAAGUUUCUUUUGCAAACAUUCCAGAUUAUUUUGCUUCAACUCAUCAGCAAACACAUGUGGAACGUUUUAGUCAUGUUCCCUUUUCGAACAUACCGGAAUGCUUCACCGAUGAGUGGCUUCUUCGUCGACCUACCAGUCAGCCCAACCCUGAAUAUUUAAACAUGAUGAAUGGAUUUAUUGAUGCUGAAAGGCUGGGAUAA
Molecule: messenger RNA, 1404 nt
Organism: Dendrobium catenatum
Lineage: Eukaryota; Viridiplantae; Streptophyta; Magnoliopsida; Asparagales; Orchidaceae
Product: protein FAR1-RELATED SEQUENCE 5-like
Exons: 1
Coding region: 1-1404 (467 amino acids)
Biological process (GO): regulation of DNA-templated transcription
Molecular function (GO): zinc ion binding
Source: RefSeq, a predicted model, not a curated record